This is a messenger RNA of Microthlaspi erraticum, 504 nucleotides long. Lineage: Eukaryota; Viridiplantae; Streptophyta; Magnoliopsida; Brassicales; Brassicaceae. The record is from the annotation of a GenBank genome assembly.
AUGAAGGCCCUUGGAAUCUUUGAAGAUGUGGAGUUGGUACUCAAGAACAUGCACUUGGGGAGGUUCUUCUCUCAUCACAUGGAAUCAUACAAGGAGCUCACUUGCAGUUGGAGAUCUUGUUUGGUUCAACUAUGGAGAGGGACUCAAUGGGACUUCAAGGAAAGAAGCUCCAAAGUUUGGGCUACAAUCGCUGAGGAGAGUACUCUUCCUCAAGGUCUAAGGCUGCUCAAAUCAGGAGCCCAGUGCUUGAGACCACGGCCUACAACACUCGACAUCAACAAGGAAGGCGCUAAGUGUUGGAGGGCUCAUCACCCUAUCUUGUGUGCUGCUGGAGUGAACCCAACUGAUAAGAAGGCACUGAGCCAGGUUGGAUGGACAUCAAGUUUUGCAAGACCAACCUCCUCAUUGAGCACAAGGAGUGAUGGGAGGUUCCAAUUCAAGUUCACACACCCCACGGCUGGCCCUUCCAAGCUCUCCUGCCCAACCCAGAGCUCACCACAGUAG